Molecule: messenger RNA, 700 nt
Organism: Beta vulgaris subsp. vulgaris (sugar beet)
Lineage: Eukaryota; Viridiplantae; Streptophyta; Magnoliopsida; Caryophyllales; Amaranthaceae
Exons: 4
Coding region: 185-481 (98 amino acids)
Source: RefSeq, a predicted model, not a curated record
AUAUAGCCUAUAUCCGAGUACGGAGUAACACUCCAAAAACGCUCACGGUGCCGGUGCCCAACUCAUAAGCAAAUUGAAUUCCUUUAGAACCUCUGGAAUCUGGAACCUCUCAUAUGUGAUACGCAAAGCUCGAAUUGCAGAAGCUCGUUCCAGGUUUAGUUUGAGGCAAUUUUGUAUUAUCAUCAUGUCUAUGGAGGAGGCAAAAGAUCCAUUGAAAGAUGUAGAUUGGAAAAAUAUUAGUGGAGUGAAUAAUGCUGAUAAUAAAGUGGAAACCGGCGAAACAAUAAUCAAAAAGCGGCUUCCGAAGAAAAUUAGGCAGAUCCCGGAAUGUUAUUUCCUUCCCAGGAAAUCUUUACCCUCUGCAACUGCAUUUUAUGGCUCUUUUAUCUUAGCUGGAGUUGGUGCUGGCAUGCUUUUGGAAGUUUGGAUUAACAAGAAAGUUAAAGAGGAUGGAGGCGUCAUCUGGGAGUUUGGCAAAUGAAGAAAAAGAAAUCCAGAAAUCUUUUUUUUUUAACUUCAUAAUACCAAAGUUCAUAGAGGUUAGUCUCGAGUAGACGUCUGGUUCUAUGUCUAUGGAGACUAUAAAUGUACAACUUUCUCCACGUUCAAUGCAUUAAGCUAGAAUUGAGAUAUUACCUAGCUUGCACCUGUCUUUUUCUCCAAAUUGAUCAGACCAAUUAUCUACGCAUUUUUUCUACUA